Messenger RNA from Amphiprion ocellaris (clown anemonefish), 2638 nucleotides. RefSeq names its product heat shock protein 90, alpha (cytosolic), class A member 1, tandem duplicate 1 (gene hsp90aa1.1). The record is from RefSeq and is a predicted model, not a curated record. Gene Ontology annotation, molecular function: ATP-dependent protein folding chaperone; ATP binding; disordered domain specific binding. The transcript has 11 exons. Gene Ontology annotation, biological process: cellular response to heat; protein folding; protein stabilization. NCBI's taxonomy places the organism in Eukaryota, Metazoa, Chordata, Actinopteri, Pomacentridae. Gene Ontology annotation, cellular component: cytosol; myelin sheath; protein-containing complex. The coding region runs from base 160 to 2334 and encodes 724 amino acids.
AUGCUGUGGGGGCUGCAUAGAGCCAAAAGGUACUCAGGGUACUGCCCUCAGCAGCAGCAGUGAAGCACAUUUGGAGCUCUUCAAGAAAAGAAGAGAAGCUCUGAGAUUCAUUUAACCAUUUUCUACAAGAAGUGACAGAAGACAAAGAUCAGAUUCAAGAUGCCUGAGAAAGCUGGACAUGUUAUGGAGGAGGAGGUGGAGACCUUUGCCUUCCAGGCUGAGAUCGCUCAGCUUAUGUCCCUGAUCAUCAACACUUUCUACUCAAACAAAGAGAUCUUCCUCAGAGAGCUUAUUUCCAACUCCUCAGAUGCCCUGGACAAAAUCAGAUAUGAAAGCUUGACAGAUCCCAGCAGACUCGAGUCCUGCAAGGAUCUGAAGAUUGAAGUCCUGCCUGAUCUGCACGCUCGCACCCUGACCCUGAUCGACACAGGUAUUGGCAUGACCAAGGCCGAUCUGAUCAACAACCUCGGCACUAUCGCCAAGUCAGGCACCAAGGCUUUCAUGGAGGCUCUGCAGGCUGGGGCGGACAUCUCCAUGAUUGGUCAAUUUGGUGUGGGUUUCUACUCCGCCUACCUGGUGGCUGAGAAGGUGACCGUCAUCACCAAGCACAACGAUGACGAGCAGUACAUCUGGGAGUCUGCAGCUGGAGGCUCAUUCACAGUCAAACCUGACACUGGAGAGUCUAUUGGCAGAGGCACCAAAGUGAUCCUUCACCUCAAAGAAGAUCAGACAGAGUACUGCGAGGAGAAACGUAUCAAGGAAGUCGUGAAAAAGCACUCACAGUUCAUUGGCUACCCUAUUACACUCUUUGUGGAGAAGACAAGAGAGAAAGAGGUGGACCUUGAUGAGGGAGAAAAGGAAGAAGAGGUUGAGAAAGACGCUGCUGUGGACAAGGACAAACCCAAGAUCGAGGAUGUUGGCUCCGACGAGGACGAAGACUCAAAGGACGGCAAGAACAAGAGGAAGAAGAAGGUCAAGGAGAAGUACAUCGACGCUCAGGAGCUCAACAAGACUAAGCCCAUCUGGACCCGUAACCCAGACGACAUCACGAAUGAGGAGUACGGAGAGUUCUACAAGAGCCUCACCAACGACUGGGAGGACCACUUGGCUGUCAAGCAUUUCUCAGUGGAGGGUCAACUGGAGUUCCGUGCUUUGCUGUUUGUGCCCAGAAGAGCUGCAUUUGACCUCUUUGAAAACAAGAAAAAGAGAAACAACAUCAAGCUUUAUGUGCGCAGAGUCUUCAUCAUGGACAACUGUGAGGAGCUGAUCCCAGAAUACCUCAAUUUCAUCAAGGGUGUGGUGGACUCUGAGGAUCUGCCCCUGAACAUCUCCAGAGAGAUGCUGCAGCAGAGCAAGAUCCUGAAGGUCAUCCGCAAGAACCUGGUCAAGAAGUGCCUGGAACUUUUCACAGAGCUGUCCGAGGACAAGGACAACUACAAGAAGUACUACGAGCAGUUCUCCAAGAACAUCAAGCUUGGUAUCCAUGAAGACUCCCAGAAUAGAAAGAAGCUGUCUGAGCUGCUGCGAUAUUACACCUCAGCCUCUGGAGAUGAGUUGGUUUCCCUGAAGGACUACGUCUCUCGCAUGAAGGAUAACCAGAAACACAUCUACUACAUCACUGGUGAGACCAAAGACCAAGUGGCCAACUCUGCCUUCGUGGAGCGCCUCCGCAAAGCCGGCCUCGAGGUCAUCUACAUGAUCGAGCCCAUUGAUGAGUACUGUGUGCAGCAGCUGAAGGAAUAUGAUGGCAAGAACUUGGUUUCAGUCACCAAGGAGGGCCUGGAGCUGCCCGAGGAUGAGGAGGAGAAGAAGAAGCAGGAUGAGCUCAAAAACAAGUUUGAGAACCUUUGCAAGAUCAUGAAGGACAUCCUCGACAAAAAGAUUGAGAAGGUUGUAGUUUCCAACCGCUUGGUCGCUUCCCCCUGCUGCAUUGUCACCAGCACCUACGGCUGGACGGCUAACAUGGAGAGGAUCAUGAAGUCCCAGGCCCUGAGAGACAACUCCACCAUGGGCUACAUGACCGCCAAGAAGCACCUCGAGAUCAACCCCUUGCACCCGAUCAUCGAGACCUUGAGGGUGAAGGCAGAGGCUGACAAAAACGACAAGGCUGUAAAAGACCUGGUCAUCCUCCUGUUUGAGACCUCCCUGCUGUCCUCAGGAUUCACACUGGAGGACCCACAGACACACGCCAACCGCAUCUACAGAAUGAUCAAGCUUGGUCUUGGAAUCGAUGAUGAUGAUUCUGCAGUUGAGGACCUCAUUCAGCCUGCUGAUGAAGAUAUGCCAGUGUUGGAAGGCGAUGAUGACACAUCAAGAAUGGAGGAAGUUGACUAAAACACUUAGUAGACUUUAUUUAUAUUUUUGUAAGUUAUAUUGCUUCUUCCAAAUGGACUUCUCAUUUCAACACAACUCCUCUUUCUAAAUAGUAUUACCUAUUCAAUAUCUACAGGUAAACCUAAUUAAUGCACACCAUAGGGUGGCUUCAUUCGAUAUAAAUUGUAUAAGCUGCUUCUAUAAAACUACUGACAACCAUUAAGAGUAAUAUAAAGUCACUGGAGAUUUGACUUAUGUCUCUUUUUGUAACAUUUUUUAUGAAAAUUAUUCAAAUUUGUAAUAAAAUAUGUUUAGAAAUAAUAAA